This is a messenger RNA of Lytechinus variegatus (green sea urchin), 1464 nucleotides long. It is a transcript of the gene mdh1, whose product is annotated as malate dehydrogenase, cytoplasmic-like. The transcript has 8 exons. Gene Ontology annotation, molecular function: L-malate dehydrogenase (NAD+) activity. NCBI's taxonomy places the organism in Eukaryota, Metazoa, Echinodermata, Echinoidea, Temnopleuroida, Toxopneustidae. Bases 113 to 1117 code for a protein of 334 amino acids. Gene Ontology annotation, biological process: malate metabolic process; tricarboxylic acid cycle; oxaloacetate metabolic process. Gene Ontology annotation, cellular component: mitochondrion; cytosol. The record is from RefSeq and is a predicted model, not a curated record.
AGCUAUAUCAGCUAUCAGCCAGGCGUAGGUAGUACACUGUGCAUGCGUGGCUUCGACGGAUUGACUGUGUACCGGUACAAUUUCAGGCCUCUGAAGCUCAACUCUCAUUAAAAUGGCUGCUCCACUUCGUGUGCUUGUAACCGGUGCUGCUGGACAGAUUGCAUAUUCCCUUCUCUAUUCCAUUGGCAAGGGAGAUGUCUUUGGACCAGAGCAGACUUUGGAACUUGUCCUGUUGGAUAUCCCACAAAUGAUGACAGUUUUAGGUGGGGUCGUCAUGGAACUCCAAGAUUGUUCUCUACCUCUUGUCCAGAAGAUUACUGAAACUUGUGAUGUGAAGGAGGCAUUUACUGAUGUUGAUUAUGCUGUCCUCGUGGGAGCCAUGCCCCGUAGGGAGGGUAUGGAACGAUCUGAUCUUCUCAAGGCCAAUGUCAAGAUAUUUGAAUCCCAGGGAAAAGCUAUCGAUCAGUUUGCUAAGAAAACAGUCAAGGUACUGGUUGUUGGAAACCCAGCAAACACCAAUUGUUUGGUCUGCAUGAAAUGUGCUCCUUCUAUACCUCAAGAAAAUUUUUCUUGUAUGACAAGACUGGAUCAAAACAGGGCCCAGGCUCAGAUUGCCAAUCGUUUGAGUGUUGCUUGCAAUGCUGUUAAGAAAGUUACCAUCUGGGGUAACCACUCCAGUACUCAAUUCCCUGAUGCUGCUCAUGCUGUUGUAGACAUUGAUGGCCAGCAGCUGAAAGCUCCUGAAGCUGUCAAGGAUGAUGAUUGGCUCAAUGGAGAAUUCAUCAAGACUGUUCAAGUCCGUGGAGCUAGCAUUAUCAAGGCAAGGAAGCUAUCCAGUGCUAUGUCAGCUGCCAAGGCUAUCUGUGAUCACUUGAAGGACUGGCAUUUUGGCACUUCCGAGGGUUCUUGGGUAUCCAUGGGAGUAUACAGUGAUAAUAAUCAGUACGGCAUUCCACAGGGCCUCAUGUACAGUAUGCCAGUGGACAUUGGUAAAGAUGGAAGGUGGACUGUUGUCCAGGGUCUUAGCAUCUCUGACUUUGCUCGAGAGAAGAUGGACCUGACUGCCAAAGAGCUUCUUGAUGAGAAGGAAGUUGCUUUCAAAUUCAUCCAACAAUGACCGACUGCUCGUGGAAUGAGUACAGACAAGUCUCGUCUCUGAGACUCUGUUUAGUCUAUUUCUAUGGAGAAAAUUGAAUGGAAACAAAUGUUUAGCAUAUACUAUAUGAUUGAUAUAAAACUUAAUUGGUGUGGAUUACUAUUGAAGCUUUCUUUAUAUGACCAUUUGAAUGUGCAGCUAAUAACCGUUCAUCCCAAUAAAACAUGUUGGCCAGGUGAUUAACUGACAAGGUAUAUACAUAUAAUCUUUGAAUGUAAUAUCAAUUUUUCUGCCAGUUUGAAAUAUUGCUACCCAUGGUAGUUUUGCUUCAAGAACUAUUGUGCCAUUGGAGUUGUGAUGUUUGGUUU